Molecule: messenger RNA, 1896 nt
Organism: Periconia digitata
Lineage: Eukaryota; Fungi; Ascomycota; Dothideomycetes; Pleosporales; Periconiaceae
Source: the annotation of a GenBank genome assembly
CAAACAUCCACUCUUCUUCACUCUUCACUCUUCCCUUCUCACAUUCCCUUUGUCUGUAGGCGCUUGCUUCGGGACCACCCUGUCCUGCCCUGUCCUGCGCUGUUCCCUCGGCCGCUCCCAAUCGCGCAUCCGCCCGAGCCCAGCCAGCCAGCCAGCUCCCGCUGCCACCGACUCGUCGCAAACGCCCACCACCCCGCCUGUCCUGCCCUGCCCUACGCUGCCCUGCCAUCCAUUUACCACCCACUCAUUGGCUUCAGGCCCGCCCAGCAGCCCACGCGGGAAAUCGAAGAGAGAAGAGAAAAAGAAAAAAAUCAAAAUUCCAAGCAACAACCGAGUCCACCGCUGAGCCAUCGCAAGACACACCCACUGAGCCUUCGUCCCGCACCACCUCGCAUGACCGAUUCGCACAAAGAACCCCACGCCGAUUCGCGACGGCUGGACGACAUCACCGAGGGCAUUGCUCUGCCCGCAUCCCACUCUUCUUCUUCUUCUUCUUCUUCUAAUAAUAAUCACCAACAUCCCGACAUGGCCGCCGACGUCCUCUCCCCACGGAGCGAGCCCGCCUCCCUCACCUCGCCUGUCCCAAAUCGCACGUCGCUGCCUCCCCUCCUUACUUCCCCACCUUCCAAAGCCAAGCUAGAACGCCAAAGCUCCUACCACAACAAGCGCCUCUCCACCUUUUCCAACGUCUCCAAUCCUCAGUCGGUUCGUUCGCGCCCGCAGUCGACUGCCUUUCCCAUAUUCCAUUCGAGCCUGCCCUACACCUUGGUGCGGGACUUCGCCUAUGGGCCGCUGCACCCCCUCUUCUAUGGGCCUCUCCCCGACCAGCCCUCGGAGAUAUCCACCCCAGCCAGCGAAGUGAGUCGCCGUCUCUCAGACCCGCCAGCCGUGGCCUCCUACAGCGAUCGUGCGGGCCAGUGGGAUGCUGAAGAGCAGCUGCCGCAGACAUCCUUCGCCGAUGGCCCGCCGUACAGCGAGGAUGAAGACAUUUCAAGCCCGACUCGCGGUCGUAGAGGCUACCCAGACAGCAUGCGCCGAGGCUCCUAUGCGGGCCCCAAUGGAGAAUCCUCCUACCACCCCGUCGAAUCUCUCGAGCAUGCCUCUGGUCCCAACGGCGAAUACAUCACAUACCCUCCCCACUCACACCACUCCGCCCUCGAGGUGCCCACCGGCCACUCGCGUCGGGACUCUCAUUUCGCCACCACCCUCCCCCAGCGCGCCUACGCCGACGAAGACGGCCCGCCCUACGAUUCAGACGAAGACAUGUCGGAGCCUGACGAUUACAUCCACAACGAGAGCCGCUUCUCGCGCGACUACCAAUUCACAAUCGCCUCGCCAGCCGAGGAAAUGCAUGGCAAGGCGGUCGCCCUCUUCGACUUUGAGCGAGAGAAUGACAAUGAGUUGCCGCUUGUCGAGGGCCAGAUCAUACUCGUCUCGUACCGCCACGGCGAGGGCUGGCUCGUAGCACAGGACCCCAAGACGGGCGAGAGUGGCCUCGUACCUGAAGAGUACGUUCGUCUGCUGCGGGACAUUGAAGGCGGUUGGAACGGGCUCAUGAAUGGCGCGGCCGCUGCGGUGAUGCAGCAGGACACCCUGGCGGCCAAUCCCGAGGGGCUCUUGUCACCGGUAUCCGCUGGUCCCGAAGCCAAGACACCCACUCAAGCCGACCAUCGACCGUACGCUCCCGUCAUAUCUACCUUUUCCACGAGCACGCGAGACUUGGAGCCUUAUCCCAGGGAAAUGCUGGGCACUCCCACGGCUGCUGACGGUGGUUUCACCCGAAUUCGGGACGAUUCCAACGAGCGGCAUGCCGAGGAUCGCAGCGGUCCCAUGGAAGGUGUCGAGGCAAGCCCAGCUCCGCCCAGUCGGCCGCAGAGCCAGGACGCGAAUGCUUGA